AGGAGAGCAGGGCAGGGGCAAUGUGGCUUCUCCCCAGCCUGGCCUGGGCUCUCCUGAGCCCCGUCCUGGGGUCGGAGCUGAACGUGCAGGAGAGUUUGUUGUUGAAAUCCUUGGGCCUGAGCACCAAGCCCAGCCCGAAAACCCCCGUCCCGGUGCCCCCCGUGCUCUGGAGGAUCUUCCAGAAGAGAAAGACGCCUCCCCCGAGGGACAAAGACCCCGUGGAUGCCUGUAGGGUGGAGGAAUUUAAUGUCCCCGGGAACAUCAUCCGUGUCCUCGCUGACCAAGGCCCUUUCAUGCCCGAGGAGCAGCCCCGGGGGUGGCUGUGCCUGCGGAAGCGCCUGUUCUUCAACCUCUCCGUGCUGGAGGAGGGCGAGCGCUUGACCAUGGCCCAGCUGGAGAUCAAAUUCCACCACAAUUCCUACCACCCCUCCCGCCGGGGGCAGGUCUUUGAGCUGAGGCUCUUCCAGACCCCCGAGGUGUCCCCCCCGGGGGUGCCCGAGCCCAGGCGGAGCCCGCUGGUGGAACAGUCCUUUGCUCAGCUGCACAAGUCCCUCCUCUUCAACCUGAGCGCGGCGGCGGCGAGGGAGCGGAGGAUGCGCGGCGGGAGCUUGGGGUUGAUCCUGGAGAUCUCGGCGGGCAUCGUCGGGGCGGGCGGGGCCCCGCGGGGCCUCUGCUCCGGCAUCGACUCCUUCCUGGACACCUCCCUGCUGGUGGUGACCCUGAGCCAGCAGUGCCAGGCCCCCCGGAGGAGGAGGAGGAGGAGGAGGAGGAGUGCCGGGCUCCCCCCGCUCACGCCGAGCAACCUGUGCAGGGCGCGGCGGCUCCACAUCAGCUUCAGCGACGUGGGCUGGGAGAACUGGAUCAUCGCCCCCCAGGGCUACCUGGCCAACUACUGCCGGGGGGAGUGUCCCUUCCCCCUGACGGCCGAGCUCAACAGCACCAACCACGCCGUCCUGCAGACCAUGGUGCACUCGCUGGACCCCCAGGGCACCCCCCAGCCCUGCUGCGUCCCCGUCAGGCUCUCCCCCAUCUCCAUCCUCUACUACGACAACAGCGACAACGUGGUGCUGCGGCACUACGAGGACAUGGUGGUGGACGAGUGUGGCUGCAGGUAGAGGGGGAGCAGGGGGUGGCUGCCGGGGG
This is a messenger RNA of Chiroxiphia lanceolata (lance-tailed manakin), 1143 nucleotides long. It is a transcript of the gene GDF1, whose product is annotated as growth differentiation factor 1. Gene Ontology annotation, biological process: SMAD protein signal transduction; BMP signaling pathway. Gene Ontology annotation, molecular function: growth factor activity; cytokine activity. Bases 21 to 1115 code for a protein of 364 amino acids. Gene Ontology annotation, cellular component: extracellular region. Lineage: Eukaryota; Metazoa; Chordata; Aves; Passeriformes; Pipridae. The transcript is spliced from 2 exons. The record is from RefSeq and is a predicted model, not a curated record.